Messenger RNA from Fonticula alba, 820 nucleotides. RefSeq lists its product as hypothetical. The transcript is spliced from 3 exons. The coding region runs from base 65 to 820 and encodes 251 amino acids. The record is from RefSeq and is a predicted model, not a curated record. NCBI's taxonomy places the organism in Eukaryota, Rotosphaerida, Fonticulaceae.
GUUACCCUAUCUGAAUUCGACUGUGUCCUAUUCUGAUUUUGCCUCUUUCUCCCCUUUAGCCAAGAUGUCCAAGCUCGCUGCCAUUGCCGUUGCCACCCUCGCCCUUUCCGGCUCCGCCCUCGCCGCCUCCAAGACCCCCACCUUCGGCGCGGUCGACUUCGAGAAGGACUGCCUUAACGUCACCCUCCCCAACUGCAACCUCCGCAAGGUCGUCGGUGCUGCCGCUGCCUCCGGCUCUGCCCCCGCCUCCGGCUCUGCCCCCGCCUCCGGCUCUGCCCCCGCUUCCGGCUCUGCCCCCGCUUCCGGCUCUGCCCCCGCUUCCGGCUCCGGCUCCGCCCCCGUCGAGUACGAGUGCGACGUCGAGUGCGCCGAGAAGACCUACAUCUUCCACGCCUGCACCUCCGUCACCUUCACCGGUGGCUCUGGCUCUGGCUCUGGCUCCACCCCCGCCUCUGGCUCUGGCUCUGGCUCCACCCCCGCCUCCGGCUCCGGCUCCACCCCCGCCUCCGGCUCCGGCUCUGCCCCCGCCUCCGGCUCUGAGUCCGCCCCCGCCUCCGGCUCUCCCGCCUCUGGCUCUGAGUCCGCCCCCGCCUCUGAGUCCGCCCCCGCUUUCACCCUUGAGCUCACCGGUGACUUCGGUUCCGAUGCCCAGAUUGCCAAGUGCACUGCUGCCUUCGACCCCGAGCUCGAGGCCGCCCCCGAGUGCGCCCCCUCCAAGAAGGACAAGAAGUACUGCCACGUCAACUCUUCCUCCACCCUGGUCGCUGGUGCCGCCGUCGUCGCCGCCGUUGCCUCCACCCUGGUUGCUGCCCUCUUCUAA